Molecule: messenger RNA, 1650 nt
Organism: Cimex lectularius (bed bug)
Lineage: Eukaryota; Metazoa; Arthropoda; Insecta; Hemiptera; Cimicidae
Product: transmembrane and ubiquitin-like domain-containing protein 1
Exons: 2
Coding region: 244-1104 (286 amino acids)
Molecular function (GO): protein binding
Source: RefSeq, a predicted model, not a curated record
GGUUAUAGUCAAAAUAUUAACGAUAUAUUAACAUUAGACAGGAAUGACCUUCGAAUUCAUGGAAUGUAUUAUUUUGUCCUGGAUUUUUUAAAUAUUUUUUUCUGUAACAGUAAAGGUUGAGAUUCGAAAGUGAAAGGCUGCUGAUAGAAAAUUAAAGACAAAGAUAAGUAAUCGGGAUUUAAUGUGCUGUUUGUGUUUGACUUGAUUUUUUAACUUUACUUGGGGAGAGAAUAUUCUCUAAAUAUGCCGUUGAUAGAAGGGAUUGGCGAUGAAGUUGUCCAGUUUUUUGGCGUAUUGUUGGCAGCCGUCCUGGGCAUUUUUGCUUGGUGGUCAACAAAUAUAUCCGACAUUCCGAGAAUUAGAACGGUUUUGGUUUUGGGUCGACGGGCCCAACCGCCUCCUGAGAGAGUGACGGAAGUAGCCGCCCCCCAAGUGGCCACCACUGAUGACGAGGUCAACAAGGAGUCCUCUAAAGAGAGCAAAUUGUUUAGCGAGCCGAAGGAGGCGAGAAGUGGUAGCGACACUCAAGACGCCGAGGACGGCCAGAGGCCAGAUGAGGACCCUGACCGACCUCUCGACGAUAGACCGUCGGAUGAAUCGAGAUCUGAAAACCCACCGGAUAUUCAACCUCCUGGAAACAUACGGAUACGGCUCAAGUACCUCAACGAUGAACAGAAACUAGUCGAAGGAAAACUUCAAGAACUUUUGGGCGAUUUUAAAAGGCGAAAUUUCCAUGCAGAAAUAUCAAGGCAACAGCGGAUUCGUCUUAUUUUCAAUGGGCAUGUAUUGCAAAGUGAUGACCGUACUCUUCAAGGCUGUGGCCUGUUUGACAACUGUGUGGUGCAUUGUCUUGUGCACAAUCAAACCAAUGCAAAUACAAAUAAUAGCCAAUCACAUGCUCACAGAGCUUCUCCAGAAUGGAAUCUGGGGGGCCUUCUUUAUGCUUUAUUAAGCCUUAUAUUUGGAAUUGCUUGGUUCUGUAGAUUGCAAUAUUCACAUCUUUUUAAUAUAAUUACAACUGGAACUCUAGUUGGACUGACAAUAAUGUUUGCAGCGUCUGUCAUUGGGCUUUACAUGCCUGAUCAUGAACUAGUGCAACAAUAGCUUUCAUGUAAAGUUCUCCAAAAUAUUUAUUUGCAAAAAUAAUUGCACUAAAUUAAAACAAGUGAAAAAUUAGAUUGUUUUUUAAAUUAAACGACAUUUAAAUUAAAAGAGUUAUUAUGUAAAAAAAUGUUACCAGAUUGUAUUUUAUAUAUUAAUUGUUAUCAUUACAAAACAAUAUAUUAUUACAUACUUUUCUUUUCAUCUGCAUCUCUAAACUUUUUUACAAUUAAUAUAUUGUGAAUAUUUUUACACUCAUCAAUCUGGUAUAUGCUUGUUUUCUAUACCCAUAGAAUAAGUAAAUAGUGUAAAUAUUGUAAAAACAGAAGUGUGUAUCGAGUCAAGGACUAUAAUUUAUCUCCAAUACUCUUUAAAGUCACAUAAAUAUAAUAUUUUCUAGGAUAGCAAUGAUUUUAUAAAUAUUAGAAUAUGGAGCUCAGAUAAAUAAUGUAAUCAGUUUUUUUUUCUUGGUGUAAAACAUCCAAUUUGGUCUAUGUGUACAAAGCACUUAACAUGAUUCAAAUAAAAAACAGCGAUCAUUUUUUUUUC